GACGCGACUAUAAAAUCGGAGGAGGCGGAGGCACUGAAGCAAUUUUGAUACCAAAACGGUCGCUGCUGUUGUUGUCACUUUAGCUAUUUCGAAAAGUCUUUCGGAUUCUCCAGAAAAGCCACAUGAGCGGAGGAGAGGGGGGAGCUCUUCACGCUCUGACGUACACUGCUGCUGCUGUUGUAACAAUCUGGACAAUGAUGAGCAGUUCAGGAGAUAGUAGGACGCGCUUUGACUUUUUCACUGUCUCGUCUCAUGGGUAGGUGGUAUAGAUCACAAGGAGGUGGACGGGGAACAACAACAAAAAACUGUGCGCGUGCUUUGUGGACUCUUUACUUCCGGAAAACACAAGUGAAGGACAAGACUCUGACGCCAGUUUUCAAAAAGACUUUUUCGACAUUCUGAACAUUAACAUUAAUCCUUUUGUAACAACCGAGGGAAAUAUGUGAACAAACUUUUAUAUUAAUUGAACUUUAUGAUUGUAUUGAGAGUUUCAUUCCACUAAAAGAAAUGUAAAUUGACAAUGUGAUAAACACAACAAUAGCAGCUAAGGGGCCCGUGCAAUAAUCUUCAUGUCUAUGAAACUCAAUAUAAAGUCUAGUCAAAAUAUAAUCCUAUGUGUACUCAUAAUCCGCGACAGAUGAGCUGUAUUGUAAAUAUUGUGACAUAAGUGUUGUGUUCUGUGGAGAAAUAUGUUUUACGGCCUAUAAAAGUGCAAUAACAUUGUAUAAUAUAAGUGUCCAUUUCCGAUGUGCCUUAUGCUAGGUAUACGACAAAGGUUUAUGAUAAACAAACUGUAAACGUAGUUCUUAGAAAAGUGUAAAUGUUUCGUAGAAUACAAUAUAAACCAACGUCUCUUAUUUCAAGAACAUCUUAUCGUGUAGACAAGUAGUAGUUCAAAGUCAUGUUUUACGUAGUUACUUUUUUCGCUUGAAUUCAUAAUCAUUUGAAACAAAAACCCGAACGACUUCUCAGUUCACCACAUCACUUGAUUAAAAUUAGCGUGAAACAUUUGUUGUGAUAAAAAAGAUAUAAAGAAAACAAAAUCAACCCUACUUUGGAAAUAAUUGUAAGAAAAUAAAAACAACUCUUAUCUUUACUCCCUUCUCAACAAAAUUGCAUUCCUGUGCCUUGAGUGCUUACGUGCCCUUAUUUCAGUCAUUCCCGAUGCCUUAUGGUCAACUCCUGUCUUCAGUUCUGCAGUAGCACCGGCGUGGCCCCCGCCCGUCUCACGUGACUGCCCGCAAACUGAGGUGGAGAGCUAACUCCAAAUGCAAUAAUACAUCUUUUCUCGUUUUCUUGGACAAAAAUCCCCAACUGUUCUCGGCCUUUUCCCUCGUCUUACCGGUAUAUUUUACCUAUUAUUGUGUGCAAUACUUUUUUUGGGACUUAUUCUAGAAAUCUUUCACAUUUUUUAUUAAUCGAUGUCUGUAUAAAUUACUAAGUGGCGUGCCUUGUCUUUUUGAGUAACUCAAAUGUGCAAUACUUUUCUUUCAAAACACGGCAACUAAAUAAUAGUGCUAACUGUUUUGAUGAAUUGUGCAAUAAGUGGAUUUUUGAUUUACAUACGUAUCGUGUCAUUUUAUUUCUUAUACCUAUACAGAUUUUUGAAAUGUAUAUAUCUAUUUAGAAAAGCCUUAUAAUAUUUGUCUUUACUAAGUUGUGCAAUACUACAGAGUACGAGAGUUUGCCGUUCCUCCAUUGCUGUACAGUGAAUACCCGCUAAGAAAUCUCUGAGAUAAUUUGUUGUUACUGUUUUUCUCUGUUAUUAUUCGAACAGCUGACAUAAUAACAAAUAAUACGAAACGAAGUCUAAUAUCUAUACAUAUAUUAUAUAAACCUUUACUUUUUGUGCAAUACCAGAGCCCACAUAGCAAUGAGUAAAUAAGGGAUACAUUUCCUCUCAAGUGCAAUAUCACAACCAAAUUAGUACCGGGUAAACAAGGGGGAAUAAUUUGUUUUAAGAAAGUGCAAGGAUGCCACGUCACUUCCUUGUGAAGCGUCACAAACACGUCGGUCUGCCGGCCGGCUACAGGGACCUGGUCCACGACGAGGUCAGCCUGCUCCAGGAGGAGUACCGGAACCAGCUCAGCUCAGACGCCAACAGCGCCACCUACACCACCACCACCAACAGCAGCAACAACAGCAGCAGCUUGACGUCAGAGCCAGGACGCCACAGCGUGAUCCUCCGUGACAGGGACUUGAUGAACGACUACGGCAGUUACGGCUCCCCAGACUCGGGCUACGCCGCCAGCCCCAACAGCAACAGGGAGGUGAGGGAGAAGGAGAACAUCCUCAACUACAGAGAGAACAGUCACAAAAACAGCCACCACCUGGGCCCCCACCACCCCCACCACCACGACUACCGUGCCGAGAACAACAACCUGGCCUGUAAAGCUUUCUACGAAGAUUUCCACAACCACUUCCAUAACUCCUCCGAGCUGUGUGAGGUCGGCGAGUUUCAUCGUGGGCUCGCUAUGGAGCAUGACGACGACGCUCCUAUGGACUUGAGCAUGGGGAGCAGGAAGAGACGGGGGGAUCACGACCACGCUCCGAUCUCUCCCCCGCCCCAGCCGCUCCCAGAGUCGGCCCACCACCCUGCCCUCCCCCGGCACUGCCUGUCUCCCUACAGCACCAAAAGUGUCGUGGACAACUCAGCAGCGGCGGCCACAGCAGCGGCCAUCUACGCUAAUUCCUUCAAGCAGUUUAAUCUGGGUAACAAAGCCGACCUGGCAGCUUACUCCAAAGUCCUCCCUCUCUCCCAGCGGCCCGCCUCUUACACCAUGGAGAGUCUCUCCAUACAGAUGCCCCCUCUCGAGACAGCCCAUUCAUUCCCUGCGCCAAGAAACAGAAUAUCCGAGCCAGUCGUUCCCCACAAAUAUUCUGCGUCAAAUCUGUCUCACAUCUCCAAUCUGAGUCAGUCAGGGCAAUGCAUAAAUGUGGCCACAGGAGAAGCAACAAUAACAGCAGCACAGCAACAGCAGCAACAGCAGCAACAGCAGCAACAGCAGCAACAGCAGCAACAGCAACAACGGCUUCCUUUAAGAGCAGCAGCAUCCCCCACCUCCUCUCUCCCCCCUCUGGUCAAAGUCACAGGCCCGGAGGCCAGUCAUCAGUACAACACGGGCGUGCUAAAGCCCCCAUCUCCUGUACACCAUAAACCAUCUAGCAGAAAAAGAACUCAUGACGACGACAAUGACGUCACAGAAGGCGUUAAAACCAACGUGUCCACGGUUACACAAGCCCACGAUCUGUCCGCCAGGACAGUUCUGGAGAUCCCCCUGAAGAAAACAGCCCCACCACCCUCUUCAACAAGCUUACCGUCAUCCUCAUCAACGACAGUAUCCUCUUCAUCAUCAUCGUCGUUAUCAUCAUCAUCAGAUCUCACCUCCUCCUCGAUCGCCAGCAUGUCUCGGUCAGCACCGACCACGCCGCAACAAGCCAAGACGUCAUCAUCUACGUCAGCAGCCGGACACAGGUCACGUGCCGGGGACACAGCGCCGGUGGUCAGGAAGGGGUCAUCCGGGACACCGGCGGGCAAGCGGCUCAAGGCGGUCAGGAAACUGAACUUUGACAUCGACACCACGUCCCCCGUGUCUGGCACCAUCAUCAAGGACGCCUCGGACUUCCACCCGGCAGGUGUUCUCGCAUCGUGCACGUAGAGUACAGGUGUCCGGAGUGCGACAAAGUCUUCAACUGCCCCGCCAACCUGGCAAGUCACCGGAGAUGGCACAAACCCAGAGCCGCUGCAGGGGGCAAGAACGGAAGUAACGGAAAAGUCUCAGCCACCUCCACCAAGAUCGCCCCAAAGCCUGACUGUAACGGUAACAGCGUCACCGUAGCCUCAGUGACGGUUGCUGAGAAGAAAGAAAAAGGUAACGGCAACAGCGCUGACUCGUCACAUGGCAAGAGCGAUGACCAACUCAAACAGGGCGUGGUUACACUCAACUCUGACUCAGCAGGGGGCUCUUCCUCUUCUUCAUCAUCGCCCUUCUUAACUGCUACCUGCUCUCCACCUCCGCUAGAAGUACUGAAUCAGACCAGUGGGAAGGAACAUGGCAGUCGCAACAGUUCUGUCAUCGCCACCAAUCCUCUCCGACCCCCCAGCGCCACCGGAAGUUCGCUCACCGCGGAAGAGAGGUCGCUGGUGUUUCAAGUUCUCAACAGCCACAAGCGACCUUAUGAGACAGUCACGACAACAUCCACCACUACCAUCAUGACCCCUCUCUCUUCCACCGGCCGGCCUCUGCUUCCCAACUCCAAUUUAGAAGCUGGUAGGCCGAGAGCCAGAACCUUUUCAGCAGAUCAAGCUUCUUCCAGCGUUAACUCGAACGUUCCAGAGAGUCGCGAGGUGUUCUUGUCAAACGAAGACAGCAGAUUUGACCCCCUGAGAGGCACAACGUCUCCACCGCCCCUGGACCUGACGCGGGGUACCAGCAACCGCUCGGAACUGCACGUGCAUGCCCAGCAAACGUACAGAGAGCAGUACUCACGGUCGCCGCAAGACAUCACCGGCCAACUCCCCCACAGAGAGCUCUCACAUCACCACGACGCCAACAGCGGGGCCGCCUUGGACUGCAAUGUGUGCGGGAAACGUUUCCAGAGACAAGCCUACCUUCGGAAACACAUGCAGAGCCAACACUCGCAGCAUACCAACAUAGCGACAGUCAGACAAUCAAACAAACCCUUCAAGUUAGAUCAGAUUGAGCAGCCCCUAAGAGACGCCACAGAUCACCAGGAAAAUGGCGGAGGAGGAGGAGGUGGUGGAGGAGGAGGAGGUGGAGGGGGAGAAAGAGGGGGGAGCAGCGAGCACCUCAAAGCUGUCCCACCAAUAGUCUCACACAAGUGUGGGACGUGCUUCAAGUCCUUCCCAACCGACACCUCCCGCCUCAAACACGAGGCUACGGCCCACCAUAACAACAGCACUAGCGCUCACCUGGUCUGUUCAGUGUGCAGCCACCCGUUCUCUAGCAAGGCAGCUCUGGAGAAACACUGCCGCACUGCGCAUGCGCCAGAGUCAUUCGCCUGUAAAUACUGUAGCAGCAGUUUCCACAGUUCCCCGGCGCUGACCAGACACAUCAACAAGUGCCACCCGACAGAGAACCGACAGGUCAUUCUGCUACAGCUGCCCGGCACCCGCACCUGCUGAAUUGUUCAUACUUAGACCCGUGUCACGUUCGUUUUGUGUUCAUGAUAUUGUUCAGUUUUAUUUGUUGACUUUUGCUAGUACAUGUAAAAUAACACAUUACGUUUUGUUAUUUUGUUGACUGUGCAAUAACAAAUUCUAGCAUUUAUAAAUAAAUAUUCUAAAAAGAAGAACAUCUUCUAUUCUAAUAUAAUUACAAAUUGAAUAUUCUCCUUUUCUACUUACAACUAGAAUAGAUCAAUCAAUAUAGUUUAUGCUUUGACUAAUCGUUGAUCAUGUACCCCCCCCCCCCAACCCACUCCUUUCUUUUUCAACAAUUCAGACUUUACACAAUAAUGAAAAAGCAAAUACAGAAAAAUACAAUUAAAGAAACAAAGCUCAAUAAAGAGAAACAAUGGAAGAAACAAAGAUCUACUGUGUAAUAUUCUGAGUCUGCCUUUAGAGCUCAGAGACAUUUGUGCAAUUUCAUGAAACUUUACUUACGAUACUAUGAAACAAAUGGCGAUUUCUCUGGUGUGAGGAUAACAGAAUACGUGGCUUAUUUUGUGUGUGACAGGCUUCAGAAGAGAAGAAUAAAAGAGACAACAACAGUUAUUGUGUGUGUGGGGGGUGUGUGGGUGUGUGUGUGUGUGUGUGUGUGAGUGUGUCAGAGAGAAAGAAGGGGGAGAAGGGAGAGAGAGAGAGAGAGAGAGAGAGAGAGAGAGAGA
Messenger RNA from Aplysia californica (California sea hare), 5850 nucleotides. Its product is annotated as serine-rich adhesin for platelets. Gene Ontology annotation, molecular function: RNA polymerase II cis-regulatory region sequence-specific DNA binding; DNA-binding transcription repressor activity, RNA polymerase II-specific. Gene Ontology annotation, cellular component: transcription repressor complex; nucleus. NCBI's taxonomy places the organism in Eukaryota, Metazoa, Mollusca, Gastropoda, Aplysiida, Aplysiidae. The record is from RefSeq and is a predicted model, not a curated record. Gene Ontology annotation, biological process: neuron differentiation; negative regulation of transcription by RNA polymerase II; regulation of cell cycle process.